Dichomitus squalens LYAD-421 SS1 is the source of this 1128-nucleotide messenger RNA. RefSeq lists its product as uncharacterized. The record is from RefSeq and is a predicted model, not a curated record. Bases 1 to 1128 code for a protein of 375 amino acids. Lineage: Eukaryota; Fungi; Basidiomycota; Agaricomycetes; Polyporales; Polyporaceae. The transcript is spliced from 15 exons.
AUGGCGUCCACUAGUUCUGCGGCUGACCUCGCUGCGGAACUCGAGCAGCUUCUUCAGUACGCGAGCGAUGUGUAUGUAUCUAACCUUUGCACCGUUGCCGCUGCUGUAUGGCUAAGCUAUGAUAUCUUGGCUGCAUUGCCAAACGAGGCAUCAUACGUAUGGAACUGCCAAGGAUGGCUCUGGUACGAUUCAUAUAACGGCGCCCUAAUCACCGUGCUCCUCGGAGAAGCUAUGUUCUUGAUGCGACUAUAUGCAGCAUAUACGAGGAGCAAGCUACUCCUUGUUAUAAUCGCUCUCCUGUACACAGCUGAGCUGGCGAUCGGCGUCGCCACCGCGACCGCCGUCGCGACUUCUGUGGUAGCCAUCGAGCGGCCGUCUUCCUUUCCGAUUCCAGGAUGUCUCCUCACCCCACCCAAGUACCCCAGGUUGUCAAUUGCGGCAUGGUCUGUAGCCAUGUGCGCCUCAUGCAUCCAUUUCCUCCUCAUCCUUCAUAAAUUCGCUGGCGCAAUCUCGUUGACGAGACAGAGCACACCGCUCAACAGAGUCUCCAUUUGGGAGCUUGGCAGCAUCAGUCCGCUCAUGUGGUCGUUGGUACGAGACAGUGCGGUCUAUUUCUUCCUAGUGUUCGCGGUAAACCUUGUAUAUCUGCUCUUUGGGGUCAUGUUCCAAAGGCGUGCACUCACGGUUAUGAGCACAAGCUGGCUUGCCGCUGUCUACUCUAUUUCUGCAUUGCGCCUAUGCCUGAACACCCGUGAAUCCCUUCAACGCCAAACCUCCGAAGACGAUACCUUCGAAGACGUGUUGAACAUUUCCAAUCAAUUCAUAGCCCCGCCCAGGGGCACGAAUCCCGGCUAUGUCCAAUUCCGAGCUACUAGUACAAGCAGGAACACGCCCACGAUCGUGUCCAGCCAGAGCGACGUCAAGUUCAGCUUGCAACACCCGACGUUUGAUUCGGGCGGGAGGGAAGAUGGCUUGUGUCUCAGUCUACCGCCGGUGGCCAGAAGCAAGACGCGGACAUCGGCCGCCCUCAUCGAGGACUACGAGCCCAUCCCCGUCUCCCCAUGGACAUCUCACGAGCAUGCUCAUUCCGGGGAAGCGAUUAGGCAUGUCCUGCUCGCCGCAUACUAG